This is a messenger RNA of Chinchilla lanigera (long-tailed chinchilla), 2210 nucleotides long. RefSeq names its product protein disulfide isomerase-like, testis expressed (gene Pdilt). The transcript has 12 exons. Gene Ontology annotation, biological process: protein folding. Lineage: Eukaryota; Metazoa; Chordata; Mammalia; Rodentia; Chinchillidae. The record is from RefSeq and is a predicted model, not a curated record. Bases 226 to 2073 code for a protein of 615 amino acids. Gene Ontology annotation, cellular component: endoplasmic reticulum.
UCCAGAACCCAGAAUACGGCUGUAGGCUGCAGUGGCCUCAGCGUAUUUUCAAAGGAGCUCCUUUUUUGUCCCUGGAUUUCUUUGGACUGUCCAGCUGCCAACCAGUUCAACUCUGAUCACGAGCAAGGCCAGGAGCCCAUCUUCAGAUCACAACUUCCCUCUUACAGGGCCAGCCCAGAGAGGCCCAGCGGCUCUGAGAGUGACCCGGCAUCCCACAGGACAGCGAUGGAGCUGCUCUGGAUGGCCCUGCUGAUGGUGGCCUCUUGGGUCCCCACUGCCCACAGCUCCCUGGAGCAGGGCGCCACUGUCCCCAGCAUCAACCUCUCCCAGCCCCUGCACAUUGUGGAGGAGCGCGACCUGCUGGUGCUGACAGCAGCAGGCCUGGCCCAGAUGCUCAAUGAGACCCGCUUCCUCAUGGUGCUUUUCCACAACCCGUCCUCCAAGCAAUCCAGGAACCUGGCGUCAGAGCUGGGCAAAGCUGUGAGGAUGAUGGGCAAGGGCAAGAAUGGGAUUGACUUCGGCAAAGUGGACAUCAUGGUGGAGAAGGAGCUUAAGCAGGAGUUUGACGUCAGGAAAGCUCCGGAGUUGAAGUUGUUUUUUGAGGGCAACAGGUCAGAGCCCAUCAACUGCAAAGGAGUGGUUGAAUCUGCAGCCUUGGUGGUUUGGUUGAGAAGACAAAUUAGCCAGAAAGCAUUUUUGUUCAACGAAAGCCGGCAGCUGGUAGAUUUUGUGAACUCCAGGCCUGUGGUCAUCAUUGGCUUCUUCCAGGAUUUGGAGGAAGAAGUAGCCGAAACGUUCUAUGACGUGAUCAAAGACUUUCCUGAGCUUACAUUUGGAGUGGUGGAGAUAAAAAAUACCUUUGGACGUUUCCAUGUGGUCCUUGACAGUGUCCUGGUAUUUAAAAAGGGGAAAGUCGUGAACCGCCAAGAGCUUAUUAAUGACAGUACCUACAAGCAGGACAUCAGUGGAGUCAUAAGAAAGCACCUGACAGACUUUGUGAUUGAAUAUAACACUCAGAAUAAGGAGAUGAUUUAUCAAAUGAACGUUUUAAAUCACAUGCUGCUGUUUGUCUCCAGGAAGUCUGAGUUACAUAGAGGCAUAAUUAAGCAUUAUAAAUUGGCCUCCACGGAAUUCCAGAACAAGAUCCUUUUCAUUGUUGUGGAUGUGGAUGAACGCAGAAACAGAUACGUCUCAGAGUAUUUCCAGGUCACAAAGUUCAGUGUCCCAUCUGUUCAAAUCCUCAAUUUGAGCUCUGAUGCCCGGUACAAGAUGCCCUCGGACGAGAUAACCUAUGCAAACCUCAAGAUAUUUGGCAGCAGCUUCCUGAAUAGAACUGCCAAGAAACAUCAAUCCAGUGAAGAGAUUUCAAAAUAUUGGGACCAAGGUCUAGUGAAGCAGCUCGUGGGGAAGAACUUCAACAUAGUCGUCUUUGACAAGGAAAGGGAUGUGUUCGUGAUGUUCUAUGCACCCUGGUCUGAGAAGUGUUUGGUGCUGUUCCCACUGCUGGAGGAGCUGGGAAGGAAGUAUCAAAACCACUCCACAGUCACCAUUGCCAGGAUUGACAUCACAGCCAAUGAUAUCCAGCUGAUGAACCCAGACUACUACCCAUUCUUCAGGCUUUUCCCCACUGACUCUGAACAGGCUGUACCGUAUACAGGAGAACACAGCAUGAAGGGCAUUUCUGACUUCCUGGAGAGCCAAGUCAAGAUUAGGAUGGAAGAUGAGGAUGAGCUAUUGUCCAUUGAGCAAAAGGAAACGGUAGAAGAGAAGGUGUUAGUUGGAGAAAAGGAACGAACUUCCGUGGAACCAGAGUUACCUGGGCAGCAGUUGCCUGAGCAGCAGUUCCCUGAGCUGGAGAACGUGACCAAAGUGAAGGUGUUGGUGGAAGAGCCGCCCACACAGGAGAACGUGACCAAGCUGGAAGUGGCAGUGCAAGAGCUGCCUGAGCAGGAGGAUGUGAUCAAGGUGGAGGCUCCGAUGGGACAGAAGAAAAGAUCUGAGAAGGACAAGGCAGCUAAGCCGAAAAGACCUCCAAGACAAGAGAAGAAAUUCAAAGUCAAAGAAGAACUUUAGCUUCUCCAAAGCCAGGAGGGAAGGGGCCCAUGUUUCAGGUCCUGAUAUAAUUAUUGAGUGGAUCUAUUCCGAUAAUCUUAUCCCCCAUUGUGGUGGGGUAGGUGGGGGCUGGGGAAUAAAUCCCCUGAAUAUGUUUG